GAGUUGUUUGCAGGCCACGCUCACAAGCCAGACUCGUCACGUGCUAGAUGCUGCUCAAAAGGGGCAGCAGAAAGUCGUUCCCGGCGCUGCUCCUUCUCUUCCUUUGCUCUUCUUUCAACUUGUGUGACUCUGACAAGCUGCUCACCUUGAAAUUGUUCCAAAUAAGCCUUUAAAUAAGCUGCGCGUCAGGCUAACAGCAGCYUGUCUUCUCCUCUCUAGAUCUCAAAAUGACUUCCAUGCUGACGUGUAUCUUCAGGAACCUCCCAGCCUCCUCGGCGUGGGCUGCCGGGAUCGCUGCAAGAUCAUUCRGCUGCUCUUCGCAGUUACAAGCAGCAGCAGUCCAGCCUAAGAGUAAGAAGACCUUAGCCAAAACUGGUGUGAAGAAUAUUGUUGUGGUCGAUGGCGUCCGUAUCCCAUUUUUGCAGUCUGGCACCUCGUAUUCGGAUCUUAUGCCACAUGACUUGGCCAGAGCAGCACUGCAGGGGCUGCUGAACCGGACCAGUAUCCCAAGGGAUGCUGUGGAUUACAUUGUUUACGGCACCGUUAUCCAGGAAGUGAAAACGAGCAAUGUUGCCCGGGAGGCUGCCUUGGGAGCUGGUUUCUCUGACAAAACGCCAGCCCACACAGUCACCAUGGCCUGCAUUUCCUCAAACCAGGCCAUGACUACAGGUGUGGGCAUGAUCGCGGCCGGCCAGUGCGAUGCCGUGGUAGCCGGUGGUGUGGAGCUGAUGUCCGAUAUUCCCAUUCGUCACAACAGGAAGAUGAGGAAGACUAUGCUCACACUUAACAAGGCCAAGACUUUGGGCCAAAAGCUGGCUCUGCUGUCCAAAAUUCGCCCUGACUACUUUGCUCCUGAUCUGCCCCUUGUGACAGAAUUCUCCACCAACGAGACCAUGGGGCACUCUGCUGAUCGCCUGGCUGCUGCCUUUUCUGUCUCCCGUUUGGAGCAGGAUGAGUACGCCCUCCGCUCACACACGCUGGCCAAGAAAGCCCAGGAGGAAGGCUGGUUGCAAGAUGUGGUGGCCUUCAAAGUGCCAGGCAAGGAAACAGUAACCAAAGAUAAUGGAAUCCGUCCUUCCUCCAUCGAGCAGAUGGCCAAGCUGAAGCCAGCUUUUGUCAAGCCCUAUGGAACCGUCACAGCUGCCAACUCGUCCUUCCUGACAGACGGUGCCUCGGCCAUCCUGCUCAUGUCCGAGGAGAAGGCUCUGGCCAUGGGAUUCAAGCCAAAGGCCUACCUCAGGGACUUUGUGUAUGUGUCCCAGGAUCCCAAGGACCAGCUGCUGCUCGGCCCAACGUACGCGACGUCCAAACUGCUGGAAAGGACUGGUCUCACCAUGGCUGAUAUUGAUGUGUUUGAAUUCCACGAAGCCUUCGCUGGACAAAUUCUGGCCAACAUGAAAGCCAUGGAUUCAGACUGGUUUGCACAAAACUACAUAGGCAAGAAGUCGAAGGUCGGAGCCCCAUCUCUGGACAAGUUCAACAGCUGGGGUGGCUCCCUGUCCCUGGGACAUCCCUUCGCUGCCACCGGCUGCCGCCUGGUGAUCACGGGUGCUCAUAGACUGAAGAAGGAGGGCGGCCAGUACUGCCUGGUGGCCGCCUGUGCUGCAGGAGGGCAGGGGCACGCGAUGAUCGUGGAGCUUUACCCUCAGUAAAGGACAAGACACUGCUGAAUAGAUAAGAGAUUCACACGUCCUGUGCCUGGCAAUGUCAUUUCAAUGCACUAAUGAUAACACGUACAAUCCUUCCGAGGAUUUUUGGUGGCCUUUGUAAAUAUCUCCUAGCUGCUCUGCUAAUGAUUUUCAACCAAUUAAUGCAUACAUAUUAGUCUGGGAUUCUCGUAACAAAAAAGAUUUCUACUGUAAAUCUUCUGUAAGUAAAAUUUUGUGUGUUUGUGUAGGGGGGAGAGGGACAUGGAGGAAAAAUUGAUUCCAAAAACUGUACAAAGACUUACCUUUGGAGUUAGGAGAAUCCUGUAAAGCGGUGAAUGUCGACAGGCUAAGGCGUGAGCUCACAUGCCCUUGCRGAGAGUAACGUUUGUUUUUAGGAGCAGGUUCAAACUGAAUUGGCUGGCCUGGUUUGUAAAGAGGAACCGUGCUGCAGGGUGGAAGACAGCACUGGAAAUAGCAAGCUGCUGCCCAUGAGACGAGUAUCGCUGAUGUUAGCCGCAAUGCAGCUACAAUAAACCAGAAAAGAGUAAA
This is a messenger RNA of Nothoprocta perdicaria, 2198 nucleotides long. RefSeq names its product hydroxyacyl-CoA dehydrogenase trifunctional multienzyme complex subunit beta (gene HADHB). NCBI's taxonomy places the organism in Eukaryota, Metazoa, Chordata, Aves, Tinamiformes, Tinamidae. Gene Ontology annotation, biological process: fatty acid beta-oxidation. Gene Ontology annotation, molecular function: acyltransferase activity, transferring groups other than amino-acyl groups. The coding region runs from base 228 to 1652 and encodes 474 amino acids. The transcript has 15 exons. The record is from RefSeq and is a predicted model, not a curated record.